Molecule: messenger RNA, 7970 nt
Organism: Esox lucius (northern pike)
Lineage: Eukaryota; Metazoa; Chordata; Actinopteri; Esociformes; Esocidae
Gene: cad
Product: carbamoyl-phosphate synthetase 2, aspartate transcarbamylase, and dihydroorotase
Exons: 43
Coding region: 368-7123 (2251 amino acids)
Biological process (GO): L-citrulline biosynthetic process; UTP biosynthetic process; 'de novo' pyrimidine nucleobase biosynthetic process
Cellular component (GO): cytoplasm; cytosol
Molecular function (GO): metal ion binding; ATP binding; carbamoyl-phosphate synthase (glutamine-hydrolyzing) activity
Source: RefSeq, a predicted model, not a curated record
CCGCCGUCAGGUCACAGAAAAAGUUCCACACUGCUAGGGCAGCUUGCUGAGCAGUGUGGACUAAAUUCUUGGAUUUUGACUGACUACUUUUCUUAAUUUAAAGUACUUUUGGGCGCCUUUAACGCUUUAUUUUGCUGGCUAAUAAUCACCAUCACAACAAUCUGACUUUGUUUCAAGUUACAGCCAUUUUCAAGGAAGAUUUUUGCUCGUGCGUCUUUAUUAGCAGCCGCUGUGUUUCACGUGGACAAGCAUCGCGGUAGUGAGCGCAUCGAUCCUACAGACAAAAAAGCGUGGUAUUGCUUCACAUAAUCGACUCGAAGACUGCAUUUUGGCUGUAUAAAUAAAACACACAACAUUUCUUGUAAGAAUGGCAACUCUUAUUUUAGAAGAUGGGACCCGUUUUAAGGGCCGCCUUUUUGGGGCAAAUACGUCAGUAUCUGGUGAAGUUGUGUUCCAGACCGGUAUGGUGGGCUACCCAGAGGCCCUGACUGACCCUUCCUACAGGUGUCAGAUCCUCACCCUAACCUACCCUCUGCAGGGCAAUUAUGGCAUACCCCAUGAUGAGGAGGGGGAAUUUGGACUCAGCAAGUGGUUUGAGUCUUCUAAGAUCCAUGCUGCAGCACUUGUUGUAGGAGAGGUCUCCCAGAAUCCCAGUCAUUGGAGCUCAGCAAUGUCCCUGGACCAGUGGCUUAAAGAGCAGGGCAUCCCUGGCCUAGAGGGAGUUGACACCCGCCGUCUCACCAAGAAGAUCCGUGAAAAGGGAACAAUGCUGGGGAAGCUGGUUGUGGAUGGAACACCUGAAGCCGAAGUUCCGUUCGACAACCCUGACCAGAGGAACCUGGUCACAGAGGUGUCCAUGAAGGAGCCUCGGGUUUUCAACCCAAGCGGUACCAUCAGGAUCACAGCGAUAGACUGCGGCAUCAAACACAACCAGAUCCGCUGUCUGUGUCAGAGAGGGGCCCGUGUCACUGUGGUGCCCUGGGAUCACCCGUUAGACAUCUCUGAUUUUGACGGGCUGUUCAUCAGCAACGGCCCUGGGGACCCCCGGUUUUGUAAAGCGACGAUCGAGAAUGUGAAGAAGUUGGUGUGUGUCGACAACCCCAAGCCUGUGUUUGGUAUCUGCCUGGGCCACCAGCUCCUGUCCCUUGUCAUCGGAGCCGAAAUCUACAAAAUGAAGUAUGGUAACCGUGGCCAUAACCAGCCCUGCAUCCACAAGGGCACCGAUCGCUGUUUCAUCACGUCUCAGAAUCACGGCUUUGCUGUGGACCCUGAAACCCUACCUCAGGACUGGGAUGUGCUGUUCACCAACGCCAACGACCACUCUAGUGAGGGGAUUGUGCAUAACACCAAACAGCUGUUCAGUGUCCAGUUCCAUCCCGAGCACAUGGCAGGCCCCACUGACCUGGUCAGCCUGUUUGAUGUGUUUCUGGACACGGUCAGAGAUCACAAGGAGGGCAUCGGGGGGAAACCAGUGAAGCAGAGGCUGUCCGAGCACCUGACCUACCCUGGAUCUCUCAAAAUGAAAGAGUUUGUUCGACCACGCAAGGUCCUGAUCCUGGGCUCUGGAGGCCUCUCCAUCGGACAAGCCGGGGAGUUUGACUAUUCCGGCUCUCAGGCUAUAAAAGCGUUGAAGGAGGAGAACAUUCAAACUGUGCUCAUCAACCCCAACAUUGCCACUGUCCAGACCUCGAAGGGCCUGGCCGACAAGGUUUACUUCCUGCCCAUCACCCCGGAGUACGUCACUCAGGUGAUAAAGAAUGAGCGUCCUGAUGGGGUCCUCCUGUCCUUUGGGGGGCAGACUGCUCUAAACUGUGGGGUGGAGCUGACCAAAAGGGGCAUUCUGAAAAAGUAUUCAGUGAGCGUGCUGGGGACGCCAGUGGCCUCCAUCGAGAUGACAGAGGACAGGAAGAUAUUUGUGGAAAAGAUGGAGGAGAUCAAUGAGCAUGUGGCACCUAGCGAGGCCGCUCUGUCUGUGGAGCAGGCCCUCGCGGCCGCAGAGCGUCUUGGCUACCCUGUCAUGGUACGCUCUGCCUUUGCGCUGGGCGGACUGGGCUCAGGCUUCGCCAACAACAAGGAGGAGCUGACGUCCCUGGUGACCUCUGCCUUUGCCCACACCACCCAGGUCCUAGUAGACAAGUCCCUGAAGGGCUGGAAGGAGAUUGAGUAUGAGGUGGUCCGAGACUCAUACGAUAACUGUAUUACUGUAUGUAACAUGGAGAACAUUGACCCACUAGGUAUCCACACUGGAGAGUCCAUUGUGGUGGCGCCCAGUCAGACGCUCAAUGACUAUGAGUACAACAUGCUGAGGAACACCGCCAUCAAGGUCAUCAGACACCUGGGCAUCGUGGGAGAGUGUAACAUUCAGUACGCCCUCAACCCUGAGUCUGAACAGUAUUACAUCAUCGAGGUGAAUGCCCGUCUGUCUCGGAGCUCGGCUCUGGCCAGCAAAGCUACUGGAUAUCCCCUAGCCUAUGUGGCAGCAAAGCUAGGACUGGGCAUCCCUCUACCUGUUCUCAAGAAUUCGGUGACCAACCAGACCACGGCUAACUUUGAGCCCAGUCUUGAUUAUUGUGUGGUGAAAGUCCCUCGAUGGGAUCUCAGCAAGUUCCUCCGUGUCAGCACCAAGAUAGGAAGCUCAAUGAAGAGUGUUGGGGAGGUGAUGGCCAUCGGCCGCAGCUUUGAGGAGGCAUUCCAGAAGGCUCUGCGGAUGGUAGAUGAGAACUGUGUGGGCUUUGACCACACCAUCAAACCAGUGUCUGAUGAGGAGCUACAGACCCCGACAGACAAGCGAAUCUUUGUGCUGGCGGCCGCUUUAAAGGCGGGCUACACAGUGGACCGUCUGUAUGACCUAACCAAGAUCGACCGCUGGUUCCUUCACAAGAUGAAGAACAUCACAGACCACGAGAAGGUGCUGGAGUUGUACAACCAAGAUGAGAGCACCAUGCCUCCAGAGGUGAUGAGGAAAGCCAAGCAGCUGGGUUUCUCAGACAAACAGAUUGCCCUGGCUGUGCAGAGCACGGAGCUAGCUGUGAGGAAGCUGCGUCAGGACUGGAGCAUCCUGCCGGUGGUGAAGCAGAUUGACACAGUGGCGGCCGAGUGGCCGGCCCACACCAACUACCUGUACCUGACCUAUAACGGCACCGAGAGCGACCUGGCCUUCCAAGAGCCCCAUGUCAUGGUGAUUGGCUCCGGAGUCUACCGGAUCGGCAGCAGCGUGGAAUUCGACUGGUGUGCCGUGGGCUGCAUCAUGGAACUCCGGAAGAUGGGCUAUAAAACCAUCAUGGUGAACUACAACCCGGAAACCGUCAGCACAGACUACGACAUGUGCGACCGCCUCUACUUCGAUGAGAUCUCCUUCGAGGUCGUCAUGGACAUCUAUGAGAUGGAGAAUCCAGAGGGAGUGGUCCUGUCUAUGGGUGGUCAGCUCCCCAACAACAUCGCCAUGUCCCUGCACAGGCAGCAGUGUCGCAUACUGGGAACUUCCCCGGAGUUCAUUGACUCUGCUGAGAACCGCUUCAAGUUCUCCCGCAUGUUGGACACCAUUGGAAUCAGCCAGCCCCUCUGGAAGGAGCUCACAGACAUCGAGUCAGCUAUGAAGUUCUGCGAGACCGUGGGUUACCCGUGUCUGGUGCGUCCUUCCUACGUGCUGAGCGGCGCAGCCAUGAACGUGGCGUACACCGACAGCGACCUGGAGAAGUACCUGGGCAGCGCCGUGGCCGUGUCCAAGGAAUAUCCUGUCGUCAUCUCCAAGUUCAUCCAGGAGGCUAAGGAGAUCGAUGUGGACGCGGUGGCGUGUGACGGCGUGGUGACCGCUAUUGCCGUGUCGGAGCACGUGGAGAAUGCUGGGGUACAUUCCGGGGACGCCACCCUGGUCACGCCCCCUCAGGAUAUCAAUCAGAAGACCAUGGAGCGCAUCAAGAUGAUCGUCCAUGACAUAGGGCAAGAGCUGCAGGUGACCGGGCCCUUCAACUUGCAACUCAUUGCUAAGGACGACCAGCUGAAGGUGAUUGAGUGCAAUGUCAGAGUGUCCCGCUCCUUCCCGUUCGUUUCCAAGACACUGGGAGUGGAUCUGGUUGCCUUGGCAACACAUGCCAUCAUGGGAGAGGAAGUGGAACCCGUGGGCCUGAUGAAAGGAGUAGGCAUUGUGGGCGUCAAGGUCCCUCAGUUCUCCUUCUCUCGUCUGGCCGGGGCUGAUGUGGUUCUGGGGGUGGAGAUGACCAGCACCGGGGAGGUAGCCUGCUUUGGAGAGAACAGAUAUGAAGCCUAUCUUAAAGCCAUGAUCAGCACAGGCUUCAAAAUCCCCAACAAGAACAUUCUGCUUUCCAUUGGCAGUUAUAAGAACAAGAGUGAGCUGCUGCCCACGGUUCAGGCACUGGAGAGUCUGGGAUAUGACCUGUAUGCCAGCCUGGGGACCGCUGACUUCUACACUGAACAUGGAGUCAAGGUGAUGGCGGUAGACUGGCCAUUCGAGGAGGAGGAGGGCGACUGCCCCAACAAGGACAAGCAGAGGAACAUCCUGGAGUAUCUUGAGGACCAUCACUUUGACAUGGUCAUCAACCUCUCCAUGAGGAACUCUGGAGGCCGACGUCUCUCCUCAUUUGUCACCAAGGGUUACCGAACCCGGCGCAUGGCCAUCGACUACUCCGUCCCCCUCAUCAUUGACAUCAAGUGCACCAAGCUGUUUGUCCAGGCACUGCGUCUCGUCGGAGGCUUUCCGCCUGUCAAGACUCACGUGGACUGUAUGACGUCACAGAAGUUGAUUCGACUGCCUGGUCUGAUCGAUGUGCACGUCCACCUGCGCGAGCCAGGUGCCACCCACAAGGAGGACUUUUCCUCGGGCACGGCAGCUGCCCUCGCAGGGGGGAUUACCAUGGUAUGUGCCAUGCCCAACACCGCACCCGCCAUCGUGGACCCCAACUCCUUCGCCCUGGUCCAGAAGCUUGCCAAGGCAGGGUGUCGCUGUGACUAUGCCCUCUAUGUCGGGGCAGCUUCCGACAACGCCGCCAUCUUGCUCUCCAUCGCUAACUCUGCCGCAGGGCUGAAGAUGUAUCUGAACGACACCUACUCAACUCUUAAGAUGGACAAUGUCUCACUUUGGAUGGAGCACUUUGAGAAGUGGCCAAAGCACCUGCCAAUCGUGGCUCAUGCAGAGAAGCAGACUGUGGCGGCCAUCUUGAUGGUGGCCCAGCUGUACCAGAGAGCGGUUCAUAUCUGCCACGUGGCCAGGAAGGAGGAGAUCCUAAUCAUCCGUGCUGCCAAGCAGAAGGGUAUCCUGGUGACAUGCGAGGUGGCACCCCACCACCUCUUCCUUUGUGAUGAGAAUGUGGCGGGCAUCGGGGACGGCCGGGCGCAGGUACGCCCCAUGCUGGGUACCCGGGAGGACAUGGAGGCCCUCUGGGAACACCUGGACGUCAUCGACUGUUUCGCCACGGACCAUGCCCCCCAUUCAGUGGAGGAGAAGAACUCUGAGAAGCCCCCACCUGGCUACCCGGGCCUGGAGACCAUGCUGCCCCUCCUCCUCACGGCGGUCAGCGAUGGGCGCCUCACCAUUGAUGACAUCAUCAAGCGCCUGUACGACAACCCUCGCAAGAUCUUCUCCCUGCCUGCACAGGACAACACAUACGUAGAGGUGGACCUGGAGCAAGAGUGGGUCAUCCCGAAACACACGCAGUUCACCAAGUCCAAGUGGACGCCCUUCGAAGGGAUGAAGGUGAAGGGCAUGGUCCGCAGGGUGGUCCUCCGAGGCGAGGUGGCCUACAUCGACGGACAGGUGCUGGUUUCUCCUGGGUAUGGUCAAGAUGUGAAGAGUUGGCCUGCGCCCGUCCCAGUACUCCAGCCCCCUGAGUCUGUGAGGGAAAGCCCACAGACCCCAGACCAUGCCAGACCAGCCUCUCAAAGCGAGAGCUUCCGUUCCCGCCCCCAGAGCCCUCGUCGUGUGGUUGGGGAUGGCCGCUACAUGCUCCCGCCCCGUGUUCAUCGGUCCUCUGACCCAGGCCUUCCCUUAGCUGAAGAUUCAAGGGAAAUAACAUUAAGAAGAACAUUUGAAGAAACUUUAAUUGAAGAGAUGGUUUCUGCGGCUGGGGACAGCUACAUCCACCCCCCUCCCCUGGCCAGGAUUCUUUCCCCCAGGGCUGAGGCCGGGUUAGGGAUGGUGGCAGGGCAGCCCCAGACCCUGGCCCACCUCCAGACCUCCCCCCUGCUGCACCCCCUGGUGGGGCAGCACGUCCUUUCUGUCCGACAGUUCAGCAAGGAGCAGAUCUCUCACUUGUUUAACGUGGCUCAUACUCUUCGUAUGAUGGUUCAGAAAGAAAGAAGCUUGGACCUCCUGAAGGGUAAGGUGAUGGCGUCCAUGUUCUAUGAGGUCAGCACGCGUACCAGCAGCUCAUUUGCGGCGGCCAUGCAGCGUCUGGGUGGAUCGGUGGUCCAUUUCUGCGAGGCCACCUCGUCGUCGCAGAAGGGCGAGUCACUGGCGGACUCGGUCCAGACCAUGAGCUGCUAUGCUGACGUCCUGGUGCUGCGCCACCCCAUGCCCGGCGCUGUCGAGACUGCAGCAAGACAUUGCCGGAAGCCAGUGAUCAACGCUGGGGAUGGGGUCGGGGAGCACCCUACCCAAGCCCUGCUGGACGUGUUCACCAUCCGAGAGGAGCUGGGCACGGUCAACGGCAUGACUAUUACCAUGGUGGGGGACCUGAAGCACGGCCGCACGGUUCAUUCCCUGGCCAGGCUGCUUACCCAGUACCGGAUCACUCUUCGCUACGUUGCCCCAAAGAACCUGCACAUGCCCAACGAGAUCAUCGACUUUGUAGCCUCCAAAGGCAUCAAGCAGGAGGAGUUUGAGAGCAUUGAGGAGGCCCUUCCUGACACUGAUGUGCUCUACAUGACCAGGAUCCAGAAGGAGAGGUUUGCCUCAGAGGAAGAGUACAAUGCGUGCUUUGGUCAGUUUAUCCUCACCCCACACAUCAUGACUGGAGCCAAGAGGAAGAUGGUGGUGAUGCAUCCUCUACCUAGAGUCAAUGAGAUCAGUGUGGAGGUGGACACGGAUCCUCGCGCUGCUUAUUUCCGGCAGGCAGAGAACGGCAUGUACAUCCGCAUGGCCCUGCUGGCCACCGUGAUGGGCAGGUGAAAGGUCAAAGGAGGACUAACUCCACAGUUGGGAGUGCAAUGUUUGAAAAAAAAAACUGACAAUGUUUAUUUGAUGUUAAAUGAUUUCUGAACCUAAAAAUAGUAUAUUGGCCAAGGGAAGCUAUAAUACAGGAUCUGCUUUUCUUUGAACAGCCAUUGCAAACAUUGUUGAUCUUUACCUAGUGCUAGCUAAAACCUGGGGUAAUGGGGCCAUGUUAACGUGUUGGUUCAUUUCCAAAUGACCCGUAAGUAAUAUCUAACAAUAUGGAGUUGAUUUAAUGGUAUUUAAUUUUAUUUGCUCACACCCUGAUUACUUCAUAGGUUUUUAGUUAGCGGUGGCUCAAGUGAUCUGAAAUUUGUUAUGGCUAUUUAAAGAAAUGGAAUUAUACAUUUCAGGGCGAAGAAUCCUCUAACAUCAACAUGAAAUAAAGUGAGACUACUCGUUUCGAUUAGUAAGAGAGAGCAGCAGCAGUUUAUGCCAACAGCAAUGAAACAGUUCUGGUUUAUGUGCAGUCAUGUUAAAUUUAUUAUUCUUGUAUCCUAGUAUUUCUCAACUUAUUCUAGGGCAGGUGAUCAGUUUCUCAACGGUUACUGAUGUCACUUGUGUGGUUUCUUAUAUUUUGACACAAUAACAUUUGCAUAAUACCAACGAUAUCAAUGUUAUUCAUGGAAUACUUAAUUUCUGUUUCUUUUGAGUGGUGGCUUCUUAAUGUGAUUAUUGUAUUGGGGAAAAGGGAUACCUGCUGGUGUAGAACCAUUGUAGAACUUUUAUGUGAGAGAAUUGUUACGCUGAUUGUUUUGUUGGACUCUGGGUAUUUUAUAAAUAAUUUAAUAAAAUGUCAACACUA